Molecule: messenger RNA, 2058 nt
Organism: Myotis myotis
Lineage: Eukaryota; Metazoa; Chordata; Mammalia; Chiroptera; Vespertilionidae
Gene: SLU7
Product: SLU7 homolog, splicing factor
Exons: 17
Coding region: 158-1918 (586 amino acids)
Biological process (GO): mRNA splicing, via spliceosome
Cellular component (GO): spliceosomal complex
Molecular function (GO): pre-mRNA 3'-splice site binding
Source: RefSeq, a predicted model, not a curated record
ACCGGAAGUAAACAUUGACGUAUUGGCUCUGUUUCAGUCCGGUGGUUUGGGGGUCCGCUGCGACAGGACUUGGAAAGAAAACCUUCCCUUACAAAUACUAUGAAAGAAUAAGAAUAUAUGAAACUUUAUUUAUAACUCAGAAGGAGGCCAGAUAACAAUGGCGGCUGCAGCUGUGGACACAGUUAAUGCCGCCCCCGUGGCAGGGUCCAAAGAAAUGAGUUUGGAGGAACCAAAGAAGAUGACCAGAGAGGACUGGAGAAAGAAGAAAGAGCUAGAAGAACAGCGAAAACUGGGUAAUGCUCCUGCAGAAGUUGAUGAAGAAGGAAAAGACAUCAACCCUCAUAUUCCUCAGUAUAUUUCUUCAGUGCCAUGGUAUAUUGAUCCAUCAAAAAGACCUACUUUAAAGCACCAGAGACCACAACCAGAAAAGCAGAAGCAGUUCAGCUCGUCUGUUGAAUGGUAUAAGAGGGGUGUAAAAGAGAAUUCCAUAACUACUAAGUAUCGCGAAGGAGCGUGUGAAAAUUGUGGGGCCAUGACACACAAAAAGAAAGACUGCUUUGAGAGACCCAGGCGAGUUGGAGCAAAAUUUACAGGAACUAACAUAGCUCCAGACGAACAUGUCCAGCCUCAGCUGAUGUUUGACUAUGAUGGGAAGAGGGAUCGGUGGAAUGGCUACAAUCCAGAAGAACACAUGAAAAUUGUAGAAGAAUAUGCCAAAGUUGAUCUGGCAAAACGAACACUGAAAGCCCAGAAACUCCAAGAAGAAUUAGCCUCAGGAAAGUUAGUGGAACAGGCUAAUUCUCCAAAACACCAGUGGGGAGAAGAGGAACCAAAUUCUCAAAUGGAAAAAGAUCAUAAUAGUGAGGAUGAGGAUGAAGAUAAAUAUGCAGAUGAUAUUGACAUGCCUGGACAGAACUUUGACUCUAAGAGACGGAUUACUGUUCGGAAUCUCAGGAUUCGAGAAGAUAUUGCAAAAUAUUUGCGGAAUUUAGAUCCAAAUUCUGCUUACUAUGAUCCCAAAACUAGAGCGAUGAGAGAAAAUCCCUAUGCCAAUGCAGGAAAGAAUCCAGAUGAAGUGAGCUAUGCAGGAGACAACUUUGUUAGAUACACAGGUGAUACCAUUUCAAUGGCUCAGACACAGUUGUUUGCAUGGGAAGCCUAUGACAAGGGAUCUGAAGUGCAUCUGCAGGCCGAUCCCACCAAACUAGAGCUCUUGUAUAAGUCCUUCAAGGUCAAAAAAGAAGACUUCAAAGAACAGCAGAAAGAAAGCAUCCUGGAAAAGUAUGGUGGCCAAGAACAUUUGGAUGCUCCUCCAGCUGAAUUGCUUUUAGCUCAGACAGAAGACUAUGUGGAGUACUCAAGACAUGGGACAGUCAUUAAAGGACAGGAGCGGGCUGUCGCCUGCUCCAAAUAUGAGGAGGAUGUGAAGAUCCACAAUCACACGCAUAUCUGGGGAUCUUACUGGAAAGAAGGCCGAUGGGGAUACAAAUGCUGUCACUCUUUUGUCAAGUAUUCCUAUUGCACUGGAGAAGCUGGGAAGGAGAUUGUUAAUUCAGAGGAAUGUAUUGUAAAUGAUAUAACUGGAGAAGAAUCUGUGAAAAAACCUCAAACGCUCAUGGAGAUACAUCAGGAAAAACUAAAAGAGGAUAAAAAGAAGAAAAAGAAGAAGAAGAAGAAGCAUCGAAAGAGCAGCUCAGAUAGUGAUGAUGAAGAAAAGAAACAUGAAAAACUGAAAAAGGCACUGAAUGCAGAGGAGGCCCGCCUUCUUCAUGUCAAGGAGCUCAUGCAGGUUGAUGAGAGGAAACGGCCUUACAAUAUCCUGUAUGAAACUCGGGAACCGACCGAGGAGGAAAUGGAGGCCUAUAGAAUGAAGCGUCAGAGGCCGGAUGACCCCAUGGCCUCUUUCCUUGGACAGUAGUAACUAGUUGCAGAUGGUCAUUCAUGAUAAACACAGCUGAAGAUAUAUUCUUUCCAGCUUCUUGCCAGUGAUUGUAGAUGGAAAAGUCAAGUGUCUGCUCAUCUUGCUGCCUGACUUUAAUAAAGUCUCCAGAAGUUUAA